AUGAAUUAUUUCCCUCCACCUCAAACGAAGGCGGACACCGGACACCUUGUCCGGUGUGUGGAUGUGCUCGUGGCGGGGUUGACGGAGGACUGGGUCCGAAAGAAUACCGAGAUCGAUGAAGUAGUUGUCAAUAGUUGUCCGUUAAGCGUAAGGCCCAUGUUCAAAAAUAUCGCUAACCCGCAAGGACCCGCUCGAAAUGACCGCAAGGACACGAGGAGAUUGAAUGGGAAAAAUGUCGAGCGAGGGGAGAGUAGAGCUGCUGCACCGGCGCGGAGGGAAAAGGUAAAAGGUGGAAAAGAGACUUCGAGUAGAGAGAAGGAGGAAGGCGGUUAG
Aspergillus neoniger CBS 115656 is the source of this 333-nucleotide messenger RNA. RefSeq lists its product as uncharacterized. The record is from RefSeq and is a predicted model, not a curated record. NCBI's taxonomy places the organism in Eukaryota, Fungi, Ascomycota, Eurotiomycetes, Eurotiales, Aspergillaceae. The transcript has 5 exons. The coding region runs from base 1 to 333 and encodes 110 amino acids.